Messenger RNA from Condylostylus longicornis, 682 nucleotides. RefSeq lists its product as uncharacterized. The coding region runs from base 122 to 436 and encodes 104 amino acids. Lineage: Eukaryota; Metazoa; Arthropoda; Insecta; Diptera; Dolichopodidae. The record is from RefSeq and is a predicted model, not a curated record. The transcript has a single exon.
UUUAACCGCUGCUCACUGAAAACAAACGUAUUUUAGAAAAGCUCACACAGAUACAUAAUUUUUAUUGAAAAAAGUAUUUUUUUCUACACUGCUAAUACUUUUACGAAAAAAAAAUUACAGAAUGCCAAUAAAAAAAAGAGACGAUUACAUACCAGUUAAAUGUGAAGGAUGGAAUGGGAAGUUUACACAUGUACCUGGAGCAACCGUUGACAUUUCAAUGGGCGCUAAAAUCCGACGCCAUAAUCAUGCUAUAACUGAUCCGCGAAAUUUUUUUCCUUUUCAAACAAAAGUAAACAAAUUGCCAGUAAAAUUAUCUGGAAUCACUCCUGAGGAUGUUCCUGCUCGUGAGCCAAUAAUAAUGCCACCUCUACAGUGGGAAACUGAAUCACAAGUUGAUCCAAAUGAAAUGAAAAAUAUUCUGAACAAUAAUAACUGAUCAAGAUUACUUUGAUUAUGGCUAAUCAAAUCCGGGUUAAAUUUAAGAUAAUAUAAAAUUUCAUAAUGAUAAUACAAUAUUGUAUACAUAUAAAUAUGAUUAUAAAUUAGUUCACAACUUAAACCGUUUUCAAAUAUAUGUGUAUGUUGUGUAUGUAAUCCCAUAUAAUAUUUAAUAGAUUGCAAUUAUUUUUAAUCAGGAAAUUUUGCACCCAUAUUUAUGAUUAUAAAGGAAAUAUAAACAAUA